GCGGUAAUCUUUUAACGAAGAUCACUGUACUGAUUCGAAAACAACUUUUAUAUUUAUCGGACUUAUUUUAUAGUGUAAAAACAAUUUGUUAUCUCUUAGUUGUGGAAAUGAUUGGUUCAAGUACAGGUAACAUUGGUACUGAUUGUGAAGAUAUGCCAAGAAGUUCAAAAUCUAGGCCGAUAUCGUCUAGGCCUAGGCUAGGAGGACCAAGAAGAAUGAAUGAAAGAGACCAGGCGCCAAACGGCCAUCAGUUUUACCACCCAUCAGAUUCAAGUAAGCCUAGGCAUAGUAGACCUAGGCCUAGACAACCAACCCAGCGAAGGGUUGACAACAUAUCUUCAAGAGGUCGGAGAACUGAACAUGGAAGUGGCAAGAAAGAUCGUGAUAGGAGUCCAAGAAGACAUCUGAACAGAACUACAUCACUUCAUAGCAAAUCUGAAGAAUUGACGAAUGGUUAUUCAAAGGAAAAUCAAGAAAUGCAGAGGAGAGAAAACAAAAUAACUGAAAGGGACUCAGAUGGGCUGGAGAAAAACGUCCAUGACUACACGCCAGAGCGCAGAAGGGUCACCAGUCGCACCAUGAGUGAAAGCAGUUCAUGCAGUGACUGGGGUAGUAUGGUAGAUGAGUUUGAGUACCAGCGAACACGUGUACUUCAAGAUAUGGCCCGGUACAAACGGAAACUGCUACUGUCAGAAGAAAACAGAUUCACUUCUGCUGAAGUAGACAAAAUUGAACCAAAAAGGGAGCCUAGAACCGUUUUGGAGGUGGACGAAGUUGUACUGAUUCGACGUCAAAAACAAAUAGACUAUGGAAAAAAUACAGAAGGUUAUCAAAAUUACAUAAAGGCAGUACCAAAGAACAAACGUAUCAAGAACAAGCAUGUUGUCACGCCUAACAAGUUUAAGCUUUACAGUCGUCGAUCUUGGGACACGCAGCUGCGACAAUGGAAGUUAGCCCUGCAUGAAUGGAGCAGUGAGGGAAGAAAAUGUUGGAAUGAAAAGAGGAAAACAAGCACGAAAUCUCUACGCUUCAAUGACUUCAACAGUGAUGAAACUCAAGAUAUGGAAGUGGAGUGCUCAUCGUUGGACACCUCAUUAACUUCCGGGUACAGUGAUGAAAUCUCGACAUCCGUCCGUAGUUGUACACCGAUAGACUCAAAUUGUGAAGAUGACGACAUAUCCGAUGAACAGUGUGUGAAUGUCAAUGAUUUACAACCAAGACCUCUCCACCCAUCAGAAGCUCAGUAUACUACUACGACUCCAGCUGCAACACCAAUCAUCUCUGAUGCAGUAGCGCCCUCUAUCUCUCCACAGACACAUUUUAACCCUGCAGCUCUCAUUGCAGCCCUCCAACAUCACGGAAUGAUUGCACCUUUUGGUCACGAUGCCACCGUAAAUGCAGAGAAUGUGACACCACAUCAGAGCCAUAAUAAUAAUGGAAUUGUAUCCGAACCAAGCCUACAACAUGAUGCCAACGUCUUUGAUGAGUUUAAUCUUGAUGCAUGUUUUCUACACGAUUCUGAGUACACAAUUUAACAGGAAUGGAAAGGUUGACUAAGCCUAAAACUUGAUGCCAAUGUUCAAUGAGUUUAAUUUUAAUGUGUUUUCUACAUGAUUACUAGUACUGUACACAGAUGUUUGUGUUUCCACUUUUAAAGUUUAAAAGUAUUAUAGUGUAGCUAAAUUUUUAUCAUGUAAUUACUACUGAAUUUUAAACUGAAUUUGAUAUUUCACUUAAAUUUUAAAUGUCUCGGAUUUUACUCCAUAAACUUUUUAUUGUCAAUUAUUUUUUAGAAACCUUUCUUCUAUUUUCAGUUUAAAAAGGUGGUAUAAAUUACCACCAUUCACCAAUUGCAACUGUGUGUUCCAAUUUAGGAAAUUCUUGCCUAACCUUAAGAAUAUAGUGUCAAUGAUGUACAGUAUUUCAAAACAAAAUUUUUAAAGUGUUUUAACUCAAAUGACUAUAAGAUAAUCCAACUGUUGAUUCCAAACUUUACAAAAAUGUAAAUAAGUUGUUUUUAUGCUGAUAUUUU
Messenger RNA from Anneissia japonica, 2032 nucleotides. Its product is annotated as histone RNA hairpin-binding protein-like. Gene Ontology annotation, biological process: mRNA transport; mRNA 3'-end processing by stem-loop binding and cleavage. NCBI's taxonomy places the organism in Eukaryota, Metazoa, Echinodermata, Crinoidea, Comatulida, Comatulidae. The record is from RefSeq and is a predicted model, not a curated record. The coding region runs from base 108 to 1535 and encodes 475 amino acids. The transcript has 7 exons. Gene Ontology annotation, molecular function: histone pre-mRNA stem-loop binding; mRNA binding. Gene Ontology annotation, cellular component: histone pre-mRNA 3'end processing complex; cytoplasm.